AGAGAGAGAGAGACUAAGAGAGACGCGAUAGCGAGCGACGUGGAGUGAUCGCGCGCGCACGCCUUCGUUGCCUGUGCCGUGCCGAGCCGUGCCGUGUGCGUUUCGUUUCGAUGGUUCUGCGUUCCGUUGCGCGUAUCGCACGUUUUCGCUCCGGCGCUCCGCGAAGAAACCUGGGCGCCGCCCCGUCGUAUCUGGACUUCUGGACCGCGAUCCCGAUUCCCAAUCGAGCGUGUCCCUCAAAAAGAAGGUGUAUUCGCGAGCAGUGAUAUACACGCGAGUCGGCUGACACAUCGCGAUCUCUCGAGCGUGACGAGAGUCGUGGUGUCGCAAGCGUGCGAGGGAGAAGGAAGGAGCGAGUAGAGCGACGGUGGCGCGGGGUGAAAAACUGCCGGACGCGGGUGGAUAAUACCGAAAGAGACAAGGGACACUAACGUGCGCGGACGGUGUUAUAUCGGAACGCGCGGGCGCGCGCGUUCAUCGCGAACAUAGCCGACAUAGCUUACAUAGCCGACAUAGCGGCGGAUCGGACGGUAAAUAACGACACGACGUUUCUAUCUCGUAAUCACUCGUAAUCGCGCGCGACGUUCAUUCAAGAAUGCGUUAAUUACGCGCGACCGGCGGUUAAACGUGCGUGUCGGUACUUGCUUGUGACGUGCGACGAGUUAUAUCCUCGCGUGGUGCUCGCGAGAGAAAGGGGGAGAGAGAGAGAGAGAGAGCGCGCGCGAGAGAGAAAGAAAGAGAGAGAUAAAAGAUCACACAACGCUGAGCUGGGUUAACGGCGGAUCGAGAUGCUCAAGUUCAUCAGAGGGAAGGGCCAACAGCCCACGGCCGAGCGGCAGAAGCUACAGAAGGAUCUCUUCGCUUUUCGAAAGACGGUGCAGCAUGGUUUCCCGAACAAGCCAACUGCUCUCGCCUGGGAUCCGAGUCUGCGGCUGAUGAUCAUCGGCACGGCAUCCGGCGCCAUCAAGGUUUUCGGAAGGCCAGGCGUAGAGUUCUAUGGACAACAUUCCGUUGAAAGCGGUGAGAAUGCCGUCACGAAGAUCGUCGCGCUGCCCAAUGAGGGUCGCGUGGUGUCCUUGUGUGACGACAAUUCAUUACAUUUAUGGGAAAUUAACAGAAGUUCCGUGGUGGAAACGAAGACAUUGUCGUUGGAAGGGAAAUUGAAAAAGAUUUCCGCAAUGUGUCUCGAAUCUAGUGGGGAACAUCUCUUGUUAGGAACGGAAGGAGGCAACAUCUAUUUGCUGAACUUGAAAACUUUCGUUACCCCGGAGAAUAUUAUCUAUCAAGAUGUUGUGAUGCAAAACGUUCCGGAAGACUACAAGAAAAAUCCAGGAGCGGUCGAAGCUAUAGCUGAGCAACCAGGGCACCCGGAUAACAUCCUGAUCGGCUAUAAUCGAGGUUUGAUGGUAUUGUGGAACAAAGCUACUCCAGGAGCUCAGCAGCUGAUGGGUUUGUUUUCGCGUGCGCAGACAUUCGUCUCCACGCAACAGCUGGAAUCGGUCCAUUGGAUAUCCGAGAAUCGCUUUGUCUCGUCACACAACGACGGUUCCUAUGCGUUUUGGAGUCCUGGUAGCGACGCCGUGCCGGAGCCCACGACUCUUUACGGGCCAUUUCCGUGUAAAGCCGUCACCAAAAUCCUCGUGUAUCCUACCGCGGAACACGGCGAGCUCGUAUUAUUCUCCGGUGGUAUGCAACGCGCCAGUUAUGGAGACAGACAUACAAUUACUGUCAUGACCAAGGAGAAACAUUUAGUUUUUGACUUUACGUCUAAAAUUAUCGAUUUUUUCACCGUCUUCCCUAAGGAGGAGGAAGAGAACAAUGAGAACCCUAUCGGUCCGGAAGCGCUUAUAGUAUUGGCUGAGGAAGAAUUAGUAGCUAUAGAUUUGACCAAUCCUGAAUGGAAGAUGAUGGCUUUGCCCUAUCUAGUAUCUCUCCAUGCGAGUUCGGUGACUUGUUCCCAACAUGUGCCUAAUGUACCCGAAGAACUUUGGGAAGCGAUCGUAGAAGUCGGUAAAGCGCAGACCGAGCAUCUUUAUUCAGACAAGUCGUGGCCCAUCGACGGUGGCAUAAUCCUCUGCCGAAAGCCAGCGAAUCCUGACAAACCUAGAAACAAGGAUCUGCUACUUACUGGACAUGAGGACGGCACUGUCAGGUUCUGGAAUGCGUCCGACGUUGCUCUGACUCCUCUAUACAAGUACAACUCGUCGAUCCUGUUUACUGGCGAGCAUUUGGACGUUCUCGAGCAACCUCCAGAGGACGACGAGGAUGAGUGGCCGCCAUUCAAGAAAGUAGGAAUUUUUGAUCCAUACUCUGAUGAUCCGCGACUCGCUGUGAAAAAGGUUCUCCUCUGUCCGUUGUCCUCGACAUUGGUGGUCGCUGGUACAGCUGGACACAUUAUAACUGCUACCAUCUCCUCGGAACCGAUCAAUAAGGAGAUAAAAGCCGUAAUAAUGAAUAUUGUCAACGAUCGCGACGGAUUUGUAUGGAAAGGUCACGAUCAUCUACCACCAAGAACGACGAGUAUAUCAUUCGCGGUUGGAUUUCAACCACAAAGUCUUCUACAGUUGUACCCACCGGCCGCCGUUACGGCGUUAGCAUUACACAGCGAAUGGGGAUUACUUGCCGCUGGAACAGCGCACGGACUUGCGGUCUUUGAUUAUAUCAGAUCAAAAUCCGUCAGUGUCAAAUGCACGCUUAAUCCAAAUGAUCUUUCCGGUGCAGGUGACACUCCUAUCUCCCGACGUAAGUCUUUCAAAAAAUCUCUUAGAGAAUCUUUCAGGAGAUUGAGAAAGGGACGUUCGCAACGUCGAGCAAAUACUAAUAGUCCUACACGAAAUCCUGCACCGGAGAAAAAGAAAGAUAGCGUUGCUUCUUCACCGAGUGGCGAUCCAUCACCAACGGAAUUAAAACCAGUGGAGAGACAAGUGGAAGCGAGACCAGUUGACGAUGCUCUAGGCUCUAUGGUUCGGUGCUUGUACUUUGCCAGAAGUUACAUUAUUAGUCUACAAAAUACAACACCCACACUUUGGGCGGGCACUAACAACGGCACGGUUUACGUCUUCACGUUAGCUAUACCAGCCGGUGUGAGGAGAACGGAAGAAGACGUCAACUGUACACUGGGUAAAGAAAUACAAUUGAAGCAUCGUGCACCCGUAAUUGCGAUCACGAUUCUCGAUGGAUCCAGCGUGCCGUUGCCGGAACCCUACGAAGCCGAAAAGGGCGUGACGGCUGGACCUGAUACGACUUCCACGCACAGAGUCGUAAUUGCUAGCGAGGAACAGUUCAAGAUUUUUAAUCUUCCGUCCUUGAAGCCGUAUUGCAAGUACAAAUUGACCGCUCACGAAGGGUCUAGGGUACGAAAAACAGGAUUCGCGAAGUUCUGGUGUUACGUUGAGCCAGCAGGAACUCACGAGGAAACUUGCUUGCUUUGCCUAACGAAUCUUGGUGAUUGUCUGGUACUGAGUAUACCGGAACUGAGAAGACAGUUGAAUGCUGCUGCAAUCAAAAGAGAGGACAUUAAUGGUAUUUCUUCCUUGAUAUUUACAAAAGCUGGAGAAGCGCUGUAUCUUCACUCGAGUUCGGAACUCCAACGAAUUUCUCUGUCAACCGCGAAGAUGACAAAAGCGCAUUGCGCGCUUAAUUUACCACCGCAUGCCAGAUCGUUCGCGGUAAAUACUAACGAAGUUGCACAAGAGCAAGGUGUUGUCGAAGGUGCACCUGAAACCGAAGGGGAGACGCAGGAAAGUCAACCACCAACGGCGGCAAACAGAAUUAUUACGGAAAAUGGUGUAGUAAGUGCCACUGGAGAGGAAGAAUCUCCGAAGGAACCGUCGCUGCGACCAGCUACAAGUAGUAUAGAUGUAAACGGAGAAGACGACCGUCAGGAUUUAAGUUCUAUCGGAGAUAUUACGAUCGACAGUGUUAAAGAUCAUUUGCUUAACAGUCCACUUUUCAGAAACGCGACAUCUUCCGAAGAUCUCCAUAAUCGUUUGGCAGGACUUAAGAUGGAGGUGACUUCACGAACUUCCGAAAUAUCCACUCAAAAUCAGUCCCUAGUGGUGAAAACGACCACUGUGGUUACACAAACCACGAAUAGCACGACCGCUAAUGGCGAAAUCGAGACGAGUCAAGCGAACGAAACGCAACACGUAAACAGCACUACAGUAGAGCGAGAGAUACGCAGCGGUAUUGAGACAACAACGACACACGCUACCAUCACUCUGCCCCCGAACGUCGAGAUUAAUGCCGCGGAUUUGGCCAAUUUGGAAGUCACCACGACUACAGUGACUACUACCACAGAAAGAUCCAAGGCGCCGUUGGCUAGGCCAGAAGAAGUCGGUUCGUAGGCCUGUUCCAUAUCGUUUUUCCAUGCUGACCAUGCAUCGAUUUCGUGCUCCAUUUACAAGAAGAGCCAUCAAUAAUUAGUUACUUUUACUGAAUAAACGUGUACACAGCGGCGAUAUAGAUAGGAUUUAUAUAUCAUAGAUUUUUUUAAGAAAUUUAGAUUUCUAUGCAACAUUUCAGCGAUGAUCACUUGCGCCGCGCGAGCGACGAGUGAUUAAUUUUUAAUACGAAUUUUACGCAUUUUCAUUGACAUUUAUAUCAUUGUAUUCCACUUGAAAGUGUUCCAAAUGAAUAGCUUUUGGAAUUGAUGGGAAUCAAUGAUUUUUAACGAAAAUAGGCCUAGAAAAUAUUUUAUUUAUGGUAUAAGAAAUACAAAUCCUCAUUAUGCUUAUUUUAAAAGUAAAAAUAUUUAAAUUUUUAUUAUUGAUGAGAAGACAAUUUUAUGAAAGAAUAUCGUAUAAAAAAAUAUAAUUUUAGAAUAAAUUUAAACGAUUUUUAUCACGAGGAUUAACCUUUUGCAUGGCCGAUUUUAACUUGUUCAUUAAUUUAAUAAUGAACUCUGGUGCAUGUUAUAUAAUCAGUAUAAUCGUAGAGUUUUAAAAAGGAUUAUAGUUUACUGAGAGAUAGGGAGAAUGAUGAAACACAUCACAAACCAUGAAUUGUGGCAGCCUUAAAUCUACUGUUAUUUUAUAUUUUUUUAAUUAUUGAAGACAUGCGACACAUCCGCAGUAUCCGCAGUAUUUGAAACGUUUUAAGCGUCUUGUUAUAGUUCUUCGCAAAAGUAUAGUGCGAUAGAGAUGCUUUGAACAUCAAAAAAAUGUAGCUACUUAAGUAGAGUUAUAUAUUUGACGAACAAGCGAGGAGAUUAAACAUGGCUUUAAUCGAAGAAUAAAACCUGUCGAUGGCCAUGAUGUAGCGAGAACGCGUUGAAAAGUAUAUUUUUUAUCAAUGUUGCUUAAUCGUUAAGUUUCCUCUCUCUUCGCGUUAUCGAAGAGUGUGUCACCGUACGUUCGAGGGAUCCUCGAAUAUUCGGGAACGCUUAACGUACUACAUAAUAUUGACAUAGUUAUUUUAUUGUUGCAUUUAUCCGCAGUCUUUUUCUAGAACGUAAUAGUCGCAUGAAUAGUCUUUAAUAUGAUAGGCUAUUACAAAAUGCGUUUCUUGAUACUUUAUCAAUUUUUAAAAACAUACUACAUAUAUAUAUACAAUAUAGCUUUUUUCGCAGCAAAUUGAUAUAUUUCGUAGCUUAUCUUUUUACAAGAAUACCAAUUAUAUUUUAUAAUUUUGAUCUCAAGUAGAAUUGUCAUGGGAAUAAUUUAUACUCCGGAAACUGCAGUUUUCGUUAAUCACACACAUGCGCCGAUAAUCUCUUAAAAGAAUAAAAAUGUUGAAUAAAAAUGAAUCCCAAGUGCAACAGACUGAUGGAAAUGUGCCCUUCUUCUUGUCACAUUUUUAUAUGACAUUAUUUUUUAUCAUUUUACUGAUCAUUUUUGAUCACAUUAAUUUGUUUUCCUUAUAUAUAAAUAAUACAUAUGAUCAAAAUUUGAAUUAAUAAUCUUAACUCUAAAUAUAUGGCGGUAACAUUAUUCUUUUAGUGCGAUAAGUUUUAAUCUUUAUAGAUAAGUUUUUAACAUCCUCUAAAAUUUUUUUGCAAUUUUAUUGACAAAUCUAUGUUGAAUACAUUUUAAUCUUUGAAGCAUAAUGUAUUGUCAUGUUUCGCACAUGUGUGUGUUUCACCCAUGUUUGAAAAGCUAAAAAAGUACAUCUACGGUGUUAAAAUGAAUUUUAAUUUUUAAUCGCUAAGUGUAAAGUACUAUUAACGAUACUUCAUUUUAUCGAAUCGAUGCCGAGCUUGCUGAGAUACGCGCAUUGUAAAUUAUUUUUUACUUUGAUAAAGUAAUGUAUAGUGUACACACAAAAUAAGAAAUUGAAACACUGCCCCUAAAACUUUCCUAUCCGACACUGUUAAAUACCGAUUGUAACAUGUCAUAUUGAAUGCCUAUUACGAUGAAAUAUAUAAGUAAUUAUUAAUGUAUUUUCUAUUUCAAA
Molecule: messenger RNA, 6393 nt
Organism: Acromyrmex echinatior (Panamanian leafcutter ant)
Lineage: Eukaryota; Metazoa; Arthropoda; Insecta; Hymenoptera; Formicidae
Gene: l(2)gl
Product: LLGL domain-containing protein l(2)gl
Biological process (GO): establishment of spindle orientation; cortical actin cytoskeleton organization; regulation of establishment or maintenance of cell polarity
Cellular component (GO): cortical actin cytoskeleton; plasma membrane; cytoplasm
Molecular function (GO): GTPase activator activity; syntaxin binding; myosin II binding
Source: RefSeq, a predicted model, not a curated record